Athalia rosae (coleseed sawfly) is the source of this 1433-nucleotide messenger RNA. RefSeq names its product splicing factor 45 (gene Spf45). The transcript has 4 exons. The record is from RefSeq and is a predicted model, not a curated record. Gene Ontology annotation, cellular component: precatalytic spliceosome. Bases 74 to 1234 code for a protein of 386 amino acids. Gene Ontology annotation, molecular function: RNA binding. Lineage: Eukaryota; Metazoa; Arthropoda; Insecta; Hymenoptera; Athaliidae. Gene Ontology annotation, biological process: mRNA cis splicing, via spliceosome; alternative mRNA splicing, via spliceosome.
AUAAUGGAGACUCGAAUUUUUUCGGAGGUUAUAUCUGACAUGUCAACAACAUUUCUGUCGGAACAUAAUAAAAAUGUCGUUAUACGAUGAUUUUGACAAGCAUCGAACCACGGAAAAAGUCGCGGGUUGGUCCUCAGGUAUCAAAUUAUUACAAUCGCAGCUUCAGUUAAAAAAAGCAGCCACUACUCAGCCGAAAAGAGAGCAGUUCAGAAAAGCAGCGGCAGUUUUGGCACCUGUUAUCGACUUGAAAUCAAAAACAAACAGAGAUGGGGAAAAAGAGGAAGAUCCACAAACGGGUAAUACCCUGACGUUGACAGGAACAAACAGCGUCGGAGUUGGUGGAGAGUAUGAUUGGAAUGUAAUCAAUGAAUAUGAUCCUAUGUGGCCAAAUGAAUACGAAAAAGUUGUUAAGGAAUUACGCGAUAUUCGUGAUAGAGAACACGAUCAAGAAAAUGAAUUACGAAAACGCAGGAGAGACACUACCAGAUUUGAGGACACACAGACAUCACCUGGGCACACAACGAUGGUUGCUCCAGAAAGGGAUGAGGAGAGGACGCCAACGUCGAGGGGUGUGAGUGGUGGAGCAGCGAUAGCGCCUCCUCCUUCUCUUCAAGAUACGGCAGAUUUAGCGCCUCCUCCACCCCCACCAAGACCUACCGCAUCUAACCUGGGAUAUGGAUCUUCCUCUGUUGCUGCAAAGAUUAUGGCAAAAUAUGGAUUCAAGGAAGGUCAAGGUCUUGGUAAGAAAGAACAGGGUAUGUCUGUUGCUCUACAAGUGGAGAAAACGAGCAAACGAGGUGGCAGGAUUGUUGGCGAAAGAGAACAAUUAAUGCCUCCUCCACCACCCAUGGUACCUUCGCCACCUCCACCAGUUGGCCCAGUUUCACAAUCAUUAGUACCUCAAGAAGAGCCGAGCAUUACGGAAAUCAUGAAAUCCCCAAGCAAGGUUGUGCUGUUGCGGAAUAUGGUGGGGCCGGGUGAGGUGGAUGAAGAUCUUGAGCCAGAGGUGAAGGAUGAGUGUAACACAAAAUAUGGGGAUGUAUCUCGGGUAAUGAUACAUGAAGUGAUGGAUGUUCAACCAGAAGAGGCCGUUCGAAUCUUCGUUGAGUUUAAAAGGAUAGAAAGUGCCAUUAAAGCAGUGGUCGAUCUCAACGGUCGUUUCUUUGGUGGCAGACAAGUUAGGGCUGGAUUUUACUCCUGUGAGAAACUCGAUGCCUUGCAACUAAUGGACUGAGUUCGAAAGUCUAUCGAAAAAAGCCUGCUGACUAUGAAAAGUGAUUAGUUUCAGUAAGCAAGUGGUUUCGGUAAUUCUAGAACUUUUUUUUACCAAAUAAUUGCAUUUGCGCAACGUACACUCUAGACCUUGACUCCCUGCGUUGUUAUUCAAUUGUAAUUUUAAAUCAAGUAUGAAAUACAUCAACAUCAGUAGAUCA